This is a messenger RNA of Saccoglossus kowalevskii, 1814 nucleotides long. RefSeq names its product ectonucleotide pyrophosphatase/phosphodiesterase family member 5-like. Lineage: Eukaryota; Metazoa; Hemichordata; Enteropneusta; Harrimaniidae. The record is from RefSeq and is a predicted model, not a curated record.
GCGAAACCUCAUGCUUUCAAAGCGAUGAUGACGAUGGAGCUAGCUAAGUCCAUUUCUCUCUCCAUUUUGUUAAUUUUUACUACAUUUGAUGCAUCUUGUGCCUUCCGCGAUGAACCCUUAACGUUGUUGAUCAGUUUCGGCGGCUUCCGAUGGGACUAUUUGAGCAAGGCGAACACGCCCAAUUUCGAUCAGUUGAUAAAAGAUGGAUCGUUCGCUCCAGACGGUAUCGUAAGCGCGUUCGUCACAGACACUUUUCCAAAUCAGCACACGAUAGCAACAGGCUUGUGGCCAGAAAGCCAUGGCAUCGUGGCGGACGAGAUGUACGACCCUGUUCUCGAUGAUCAUUUCGAUAACGGCAAGACGGGAAAUGAUAGCAGUUUGUGGUGGGACACAGGAGCUGAACCAAUUUGGGUGACCAACCAACGCCGAGGCGGCAAAAGUGGCGUAUACGACUGGCCGGGAGCGGAUGUUAAAAUUAAAAACACCCUACCAAAUUUCCGUAACAGUAUUAAUUCUACGGACACGGUCACGUUUAAUGAACGUGUGGAUACAGUCAUAGAUUGGUUCACUUCAACUGAGAAUCCGAUUAAUAUGGGCUUGUUGUAUUUAAAAGAACCAGACCAUACUGGCCACACAUAUGGCCCAGAUGCCCCAGAAAUGGUGGGUGUUAUCAGUAUGUGCGAUGAAACAAUUGGUCAUCUCGUACAGCGGUUGCGAGAGACAAACCUGUACAAUAAAACCAACGUUAUUAUUACCAGUGAUCAUGGAAUGACUGCAGUGGACUCCACAGAUCGCUUAAUUGUCCUGAAGGACAUCUUGGGAGAAAUAACGGACAUGCUUGAUAUCAUCGGUACAUCCCCUGUUGUAGGAAUCCGCCCUCAUGACGAUAAAUUUACAAGAAUUAUCUAUACUGCUCUGGGAUCUGACGAGCAUAUGUCAGUAUAUCUGAAAGAUGAAAUACCAGAUGAGCUGCAUUAUAAAAAGAAUCCUCGUAUCAUGCCUAUUAUUCUUGUUGCCAAUGAAGGAUGGACUAUUGUGUUUUCGCGUGACGACGUUAAAGACCAAAAAGGCGAUGAUGGAUAUAGUAAUACUUUGAAGUCGAUGAGUUCCUUCUUCAUUGCUCAUGGACCAGCAUUCAAAAGUAACUUUUCCUCGUUGUCGUUCAACAAUGUUGAUAUCUACGCUCUGAUCUGCCAGAUAAUGGGUUUGGAAGCUGCACCAAAUAACGGCAGUUUAGCGAUUGUUUCAGAAAUGUUGAACAUAACCUAUCCAACACCAAUAAAACCUACUACAAGUGGGGGUGGAGGUGGUGCCAGUGGUGGAGGGGAUGGACCUGAUGACGCAAAUCCAUCUAGUAAACAUUCAGCGCUGUCUCAAAGAUUAAUAAUUGCAAUUGUUAUAGCUGGGAUUGUUUCCCUGACAUCAGCCAUCUUCCUAACUGGGAUGUGUAUCCGUCAACACAAGAACCGAAUGAAGGAGUACACUGGCGUACCUACUGCCCGCACUUAUGAGGCCAGCAAGCUAUUGGUAGAGCAAGAAGACGAUAUUGCCUAAUGGAAAUUUAUAUUAUAUUUUCAUACAUCCAAGAUGUGGUAUGUGCUCCAUUUGUUGCAUAACACACUCAAUCCCACAGGCUGGUAGACCAUAUACUUUUUGUACUGAACAUACACUGCCCAAGGCGCAGUAUUGUCUGAGUUUUUAUUUGCUGUAUUUAGCUACAUUUAUAAGCGAAAAUAAAACCCAGUUAAUAAUCGAGUCCUUAUGCAGUAGCGUAUUGAAAAAACAAUGUCACUAAUCAACCACAUGAUAUCCAG